Molecule: messenger RNA, 2388 nt
Organism: Pseudonaja textilis
Lineage: Eukaryota; Metazoa; Chordata; Lepidosauria; Squamata; Elapidae
Source: RefSeq, a predicted model, not a curated record
ACGGGACGGGAAGCGGAACUUUGACGCUGAGUUUGAUCCCGGCAUGUGGUGGUGCUUCGGCCGGAGUCGACCGGCCUGGCGGAAGUUCGCCGUUUCUUUUCCCUCGGCGCCUGCCGCUCGUUCGCGAUGGGGCGGCCAAAUCCUGCCGCGACGCUGGCUCAGCAGCCAGCCGGAUUUGCGCGAGUUAUUCGCCAGACCGGCGCUUCGGCGUUUCUUGGAUCAGCACUGCCAGCCGGAAGAGCAGCCCGGAGGCUUCCGUUCGGCGUUGGCGGCGCGGAUUCGCCUCUUGGGAGACAAAGAAGAGGAGCUGCGCGAGACGGAGCGGCUGGCGCGAGAAGAUGAAAAUGAAGACUUGCGGAAGCUUGCAGAAAAGGAAAUUAUUUCCUGUGAGGAAGAGAUAGAAGAAUUGAGACAUCAGAUAGUAUCACUUUUGAUUCCUUCAGCGGAAACUGACAAAAAUGAUCUUGUCAUAGAAGUGACUUCUGGAGUUGGAGGGCUGGAAGCAAUGUUGUUCACUGCUGAGAUGUUUGAUAUGUAUCAACAGUAUGCGGCAUAUAAAAAUUGGACUUUUGAUACUCUGACAUAUACUUCCAGUGUUAUAGGUGGUUUAAGACAUGCAUCUGCCAGUAUAAAAGGCCUUGAAGCAUAUGGACAAUUGAAGUUUGAAGGAGGAGUACAUCGUGUUCAACGCGUGCCAAAGACUGAGAAGCAAGGCCGCAUUCAUACCAGCACAAUGACUGUAGCAAUAUUACCACAGCCAAAUGAGAUAACUCUCACAAUUAAUCCUAAAGACUUAUGUAUUGAAACUAAAAGAGCCAGUGGAGCCGGUGGCCAGCAUGUGAAUACUACUGAUAGUGCCGUACGGAUAGUUCAUAUUCCCACAGGUAUAGUAUCUGAAUGUCAACAAGAAAGAUCUCAAAUUAGAAAUAAAGAAAAAGCUAUGGAGCUUCUUCAAGCUAAACUAUAUAGCAUCAAACUUGAAGAACAAACAGCAAAGAUACAUACUGCCAGAAAGAUUCAGGAUUUUGAUGUGUAUAUUAAAUGUAUAUGCUGCCUAAUUUCCAGUGACUCUGAAUGGCAUGAAAGUUAUUACUGUUGUGAAAAAGCAUCAAUGUUUCAGGUAGAAACUGUUAAAUAUAUUUAUUUAUUUAAUUUAUACAGCUGCCCAUCUCAGUGAGUAACUCCAGCGAAUCUAUAAUUCUGGUUAACAGAAUUAAAAUAGAACAAAAACAAUAGCAAACAUUAUAAACAUUAAAAAUUCAGGCAGCCAAGAAACAAUAACCCAAAUCACUAACACACCAAGAAGCCAAAUUCUAAAAACUGGGUUAUAGCUUCCAUAUUUGGAUAAUGGUGAGAAGUUGGAAAACUGAGAAUAUGCCAGUUUUCAAGUACUUGCUCAUAGUCAACUGUGCAGUUGAAGUGUUUAUGUAUUUGUUUUAUUUCUAGGCAGUCCAUUCUGGGCAAGUAACAGUAAGAAACACCAGUAAGCUUCCAAAUAGUAAACUAAAUAUAGUAUCAAAAUUGUACAAAAAAUGAACAUAGACCUUGUCUGCCAAAUUAACAUUUUCAAACAUAGCAUACCCUCCUGUGCUUGAUGGAAAUAACCAGAUUUUAACCAGGUUGUGAUCUAAUUAAGUCUUUGCAAUGUUGCACGAGUACAUAAAUGAAAAGGGUAGAAAUUGAUGGGUAUAAGUGAAUUAUCCAGACUACUUUGGAUAUAUCGGGCAAAGUUCGAACAUUAUUUUUGGGACAUGUCCUGCACUCAGUCAGCCUGAUUGAAAUCAUUUCCCUUAAGAAUUUACUGUUUGCUAAUAAUUAUAGGUGGGGUUCCUUAUCUUACAUAUAAUAGAUUUUGUCUGUGUUGCAUCAAAGAUGGGGGAAUCCAGGACUUUACAGAUCUAGUGGCUUUCAUUUUUUAAAAUCUUUUAAAAGGGUGCUCCUGAGUAGCAGCAACUUUUUUUUCCAAAUUCUUUUUCCAUUUGAGGGGAAACACUCUGAGGUACUUUCUGACCUUGUGGGCAGAAACAUUUUCCUACAAAUGUUUCAUUACCCAAAUUAGAUAACAUCAUUAGUGCUAGUAAUGAAUUUUGCUCUCAGCUCUCCUUUUCCAUUUAGUUGUAAAAGGCAAGUCAAAGUCUAUGUUAAGAAAAGGAGUCCCUGUGUAAACUAUAAGGAAUGUAUAUUUUGUAACAAUUUUUACUUGAAAUAAAUUACAUUGAGAAUUGUCUUUUGAGAAUUGGAUUUUUCUGAAUAUUAAAACAGAAAAAAUUCCUUGACUAUGCAACCUUUAUUCAGAGGCAGAUUCAGGUUUGCAUCCAUGCUUCUAUUUGUUGUCUUACUUUGUCUCCUGUUUUUGCACAAAAAAAUAAACAGGGCAGUGUAGUUGUA